CAACCCGUCGACGCCAUGAACGUGUCCUGUGAUGGACGAGUCUAGCAAACCCCCAAAACGGAGGAGGAUAGAGAGGAAGCCGCUGUGUCGGAGGGGGUGGCAGUACCGGAGUUCCUGAGCUUCAACCGCGGCGGCAACAGGAGAGGAAGUAGCGGGAGGAACGGAGAUGGUGAGGAUUGUGACGUUCUUCGGAAUGACGCUGGGAGCUUUCAUGUUUUGGCAGACGAUGGAUCGCCUCCACGUCUGGAUCGCCCUCCACCAAGAUGAAAAGCAAGAGAGACUGGAGAGGGAGAUGGAGAUAAAAAGGGUUCGUCAACAACUGUUAGCUGAAGCAAAAGAAAGGGAGAGUAUUGCAUGAUCUUUUCUGUAUUCAGUUGUCCUGUUUGCAAAUGCUUCCCCUUUCGUUCACAGAUACCGUAUGCAUCAAUUUUUAGUUCAGAUUUGUUGUUUAAGAAAUAAAUGACCAUGUUGGAGCUUAAUUCAGUAAACAUGAACCUGGUGACCCAUUAAUGGGAGGAUUAAACUGGGAGGAGCAUCAGCUGGCUUCACGUUUCAAGUGGUCUGUUAUUUUUUUGUUUUUCAAUUGAGGAGGUUCUGGCUGUC
This is a messenger RNA of Nymphaea colorata (pocket water lily), 603 nucleotides long. RefSeq lists its product as uncharacterized. The transcript is spliced from 2 exons. The record is from RefSeq and is a predicted model, not a curated record. NCBI's taxonomy places the organism in Eukaryota, Viridiplantae, Streptophyta, Magnoliopsida, Nymphaeales, Nymphaeaceae. The coding region runs from base 167 to 358 and encodes 63 amino acids.